GCCGGAGGGCGGGGCCAGCGCGCAGCACGGGUCCCGCGGGCCGAGUUCGCCGGCGUCCGCCUGCUAGGCGGGCGCCGGCUACGGGCUUCGUGGCCGCGGCGGCGGACGAGAGCUUUUCGCCGGGAGGGGGCGGCGGGAGGUGGCCGCUGACCUCCGCCGCUCCGCAGUCGGCCCCUGUGCGCACCUGGCCCAGCCGCUACACAGGGAGGGCACCAGAGCCCAAGCUCCGCGCCAGCGACGCCAGGCGGCCGGCCCUCUACAGCGACAGGCCCCAGCGCCCCAUCCCGACCACCCCUCGGCACCUCCGUGCCUGCCUCUUCCCGCUGCACUUGACUUCUCCCACCCACCCCGCCUGCCCCUCAGCCUGCUGCCACGAGACGCAGGCUGGACUAGGCCUCCAGGUUUCAGAUGUGAAUAGGCAGGGCCAAAGGGACACUACAGAGCACGGGACAACUGGCAGCAGAGUUCUGGAGAUUGAACCCUGAGCCUACACACCGAGCUAUACCCAGCCCUUUGGGAAAGCCGUGCCCUUGAGGCAGGCAGCAUGGAACCAGCACAGCCCAUGGACCCUUCUCAGGAGGAGCCCACAGCACCGACAGGGGCACUCUCCUGAGCUGCAGAGGGCUGGGCACCGUGUCCUCAGGCGAGAGCUAUGCUGUGGGGGAAGGGCAAGGGCCCCCAGCAGGCCGGCCAGGGCCUGGCAGGAGGAGGCUUGGGCCCGUUGAGCGUGCUGGGAGCCGUCCUGCUGCUCCUUUGCCUUCCACAGGGGACCCAGAGCACAGCCAUUGCCAAUGUCAGCACUGCUCUGGGCCGCACAGUGCCCCUCGCGGGGGGCCGCUACCUGAGCAUUGGGGAUGGCUCUGUGGUGGAGUUUGAGUUCCCCGAGGAGAGUGAGGGCAUCAUUGUGAUCUCCAGCCAGUACCGGGGCCAGGCCAAUGGGACCUUGACCAGCCCCACCCUAAAGGUCACAUCCCUGGACACGGAGGUGCUGACUAUCAAGAACGUGAGUGCCAUCGAGUGGAGCGGCGGGGGUGGCUUUGUGGUGAGCAUCCACUCAGGCCUGGCUGGGCUGGCGCCACUGCGAAUCCAGCUCGUGGACGCUCGUGAGGCCCCGCCCAUGCUGAUCGAGGAGCGGGCAGAUUUCUGCAUCAAGGUCUCGCCAGCAGAAGACACCCCUGCUGCGCUCACCGCUGACCUGGCCCAUUUCUCAGAGAACCCGAUACUCUACCUGCUCUUGCCGCUCAUCUUUGUCAACAAGUGUUCAUUUGGGUGCAAAGUGGAACUCGAGGUCCUCAAGGGGCUCCUACAGAGCCCCCAGCCCGUGCUGCUGGGCCUCCUGGGCCAGUUCCUCAUCAUGCCUUUUUACGCCUUCCUGAUGGCCAAGGUCUUCAUGCUGCCCAAGGCCCUGGCUCUGGGCCUCAUCAUUACCUGCUCGUCACCCGGUGGUGGGGGCAGCUACCUCUUUAGCCUUCUUCUUGGAGGGGAUGUCACGCUGGCCAUCUCCAUGACUGUCAUCUCAACAGUGGCCGCCACUGGGUUCCUGCCACUGUCCUCUGCCAUCUACAGCCACCUGCUCAGCAUCCACGAAACACUGCAUGUGCCAGUCUCCAAGAUCCUGGGCACCCUGCUGUUCAUUGCCAUCCCCAUAACUGCAGGCGCGGUGAUCAAGUCCAAGCUGCCCAGGUUCUCCCAGCUACUGCUGCACGUCAUCAAGCCCUUCAGCUUCGUGCUGCUGCUGGGUGGCCUCUUCCUGGCCUACCGUAUGGGGGUCUCUAUCCUGGCAGGAGUCAGGCUGCCCAUCGUCCUGGUGGGCCUCACAGUGCCCCUGGUGGGCCUCUUGGUGGGCUACUGCCUGGCCACCUGCCUGAGGCUGCCGGUGGCACAGAGGCGAACAGUAAGCCUCGAGGUUGGGGUUCAGAACAGCCUGCUGGCUUUGGCCAUGCUGCAGCUGUCCCUCCACCGCCUCCAGGCAGACUAUGCCUCCCAGGCCCCCUUCAUUGUGGCACUGAGUGGGACCUCUGAGAUGCUGGCCCUGGUCAUCGGCCACUUCAUCUAUAGCAGCCUGUUGCCAGUCCCAUGAGGCCACGGCCUCUCUCCCUGCCCACUGUCCCCAGGUUUCUGUGUACCAAAGGCCUUUAGUUCUCAUGCACUAUGCACUCAGACCAAUCCAGGCUUAUUUUUUUUACUGGUUUUUUAUUCUUCAGCUUUCAGUGCCAAAGAGGCCAUACUAAGUUAGGUAGGUGGGCAGUGCCCAGAAAAAUAUAUUUCAAUAAAAGAAAGGCACAAGC
Octodon degus (degu) is the source of this 2288-nucleotide messenger RNA. It is a transcript of the gene Slc10a3, whose product is annotated as solute carrier family 10 member 3. Gene Ontology annotation, cellular component: membrane. Gene Ontology annotation, biological process: bile acid and bile salt transport. The transcript has 5 exons. NCBI's taxonomy places the organism in Eukaryota, Metazoa, Chordata, Mammalia, Rodentia, Octodontidae. The record is from RefSeq and is a predicted model, not a curated record. Gene Ontology annotation, molecular function: bile acid:sodium symporter activity. The coding region runs from base 653 to 2080 and encodes 475 amino acids.